ACGUCAAUAUAGGAACAGGAAGUAAGUACAACAACAACAGAAGCAGGUGUAGUAAGCAGUAAGUAAAAAGCGAUUAUCGUGUGAUUUAGUAGUUUGAGUGUCUUCUGGGGGAAAUGAAAAAUAUUCCUCACAUAAAUUCAGAAACAUUUUCGCAGAUGCUGUUUUGGUGUUCAUUUUGGUGUUCACUGCAACAGUUUGGUGUGAUUAGCAUUAGCCUGCUAGCCUGAAGUCGAGCAGCUUGUCUUUGUAGUCUUUGACUUUCCCACCUUCUCUUGGUACCGCGGCAGCCGCUAAUCAAAUAACAAUGGAGACUCGCUUCACCCGAGGCAAGUCUGCAAUUUUGGAGCGGCCUCUGAGCCGCCCCAAAACCGAAGUGAGUGUGAGUGCCUUCGCCCUGCUGUUUUCGGAGGUGGUGCAGUACUGCCAGAGCAGGGUGUACUCGGUGUCCGAGCUGCAGGCUCGUCUGGCCGAGCUGGGUCAGCGAGUUGGAGCCAGCCUUCUGGACGUGCUGGUCCUGAGAGAGAAGAACGGCAAGAGGGAGACUAAAGUACUGAACAUACUGCUUUUCAUUAAGGUCUCUGUGUGGCGAGCUUUGUUUGGCAAGGAGGCAGACAAGCUGGAGCAGGCCAACGACGAUGACAGGACCUACUAUAUCAUUGAAAAAGAGCCCCUCGUCAACAUGUACAUUUCUGUGCCUAAGGAGAAUAGCACCUUGAACUGUGCAGCCUUCAUCGGAGGGCUUGUAGAGGCCAUCCUCACCCACAGUGGCUUCCCUGCCAAGGUCACGGUCCACUGGCACAAGGGCACCACACUCAUGAUCAAGUUCAGCGAGGCGGUGAUCACCAGAGACAAAGCACUUGAAGCCAGAUAGAGCGGGGACAAUAGGGUGACAUAUUGUAUGAAAGAUUGAGAGGAAGUAUGGGUGGGUGGGGUUAUAAUGUUCAUUUAGAGCUGGAAUGUCUCUAAUACCGUUGCAGAUUGUGGUGAAGAUAGCAAAAUAAUUUUAGUAAGUGUGGAUAGCAAAUGUACUGAUUCAAGAGAAUCUACUCUACAAAAUGAAAAGAAGACUCAAACUGCAACAAGCAAACAUUUUCAUGGGCUAUUACAAUUCUGUAGAAUGUAAGCUGAUCUAUUUACAUGUCAUCAACUGGCCCAUUAGAUACUAAUACUAAUAGAGAAAUCGUGUAUCUCUGUAGAAGGCUGCAUUGUAUACAACAUAAUAUCUGUUACUCUGAUAUAUUUGUUGGAUAGACUGGAAAGUGCGACAAUUUCAGAGAAUGUUACUCAUCACACUAAAACUUAUUCAUCUGAAGCUGUUGGUUAAUCUUGUGCUGCAGAUGAGGUUUUUGUUUUUUGUACAGAGUAGGCUGACACCAACAAUUUCCAAGCCAAGCAGCUGAUGGAAAAUCUUCCAUUUCCUAGUGUUACCAUAUGUCAGAUAAAACGUGUGACUGCAUCUGUAAUGACAAGUCUGAUGGGAUAAUAGCUGUGUCCCUCACAGACGGUCUACACACGUUGGUAUUGUGGGAUCACCUGAACACAGUCUAACAGGAAUCUGUCCACAGGUGGAGCAGCUUUACUUGUGUCAUACAUUAAAAGCCUGCAGUUAAAGCAUUAUGGUUGGCAUGUCUGCAAAAUAUUGUUUAUGCCUGUAUUUUCUUUUCUAAAAUAUAAAUAAGUAUGUGAAGGGAUGAUUUUU
This is a messenger RNA of Scatophagus argus, 1699 nucleotides long. It is a transcript of the gene trappc5, whose product is annotated as trafficking protein particle complex subunit 5. Lineage: Eukaryota; Metazoa; Chordata; Actinopteri; Scatophagidae. Gene Ontology annotation, biological process: endoplasmic reticulum to Golgi vesicle-mediated transport. Gene Ontology annotation, cellular component: TRAPPII protein complex; TRAPPI protein complex; TRAPPIII protein complex. The coding region runs from base 305 to 871 and encodes 188 amino acids. The record is from RefSeq and is a predicted model, not a curated record. The transcript is spliced from 2 exons.